AUAAUUGAUUUGAAUUAUUUUUUGUUUGACUUUGAUUAUUUUGAUUUCUUCUUAAAUGGUGAUUAGUGAUUGAUUCACUUCUUAUAAUUGCUUAUCUCCACAAGUUAAGGAUUGAUUUUUUGUGUUAUUUGGGUUUUAAUAGAAAACUAUUAUGUAUAAAUAUGACAAUAUGCGAAUGCCUCCUCCCCAUGGUCCUCCUUUUCCUCCACCAGUUUCUCCUCAGCGACAACCAGUAACAUCAUUUCGACAAGGAUUACCACCUUCACAACCACCACCUGAUCAUGUUAUGAUGCCUCCUCCACCCCAUGGUGGACCACCUCAUCCACCACCAGGUCAUCCUAGAAUGGCACCGCCACAACAGCAGCAACAACAACAACAAUUACAACAACAGCAGCAACAGCAACAGCCACUCCAACCUCAUGGAUCACAACAAAGACCUAUGAUGCCUCCUGGUAACCAUCAAUCCGGUGGUAUCAUGUCACUCGGUGGACCACCACAGGGAGUAAAUGUUGGACCAGGAGUAGGAAUAGGAGUGGGAAAUAUUCCAAAUAAUGUUGGAGGUCUUGUUAAUGUUAGUUCCAAUAUCGGUAUGAGUAGUGUUGCAAGUGGUGGAAUUGUAAGUGUAAGUAAUACCGGAGGAAAUGUAGGAAUAGUGGGAGUCGGAGGAAUGCCACAAGGAGGACCAAUUGGAGUCGGUGGUGUGGGUGGUGUGGGUGGAAUGAAACGUCCAUUAAUCUCUACCAUGAUGACUUCAUCUCCAGUUCCAUCUGCAACAAUAUCAUCGUCAAUAUCAACAUCAUCAUCAUCACCUUCUCCAUCAUUAGUUGGUGGUGGAGUUGUAGGGGUUCCACCAGGAAUUGUUUCUAGUGGAAUAGUUGGUGGAGUAGGAGGAGGAGGAGGAGGAAUUGUUGGAGUUAUGGGACCAGGACCAGGACCUGGACCUGGACUUGGACCUGGACAAAUAGCAGGACAAUUAACAACGACAUCAGCAUCAACAUCCACAACAACACCAUCAAUGAAAAAGAAAAAGAAACUUGGUGAUGUUAAUUUACAAUCUAAAGUACGAGAUUUAGUUCCAGAAUCACAAGCUUACAUGGAUUUAAUUUGUUUCGAGAAGAAGCUUGAUUUUCAUCUAAAGAGAAAAAGAUUGGAGAUAAUUGAAUCUUCGAAAAAACCAAUGAAACUAAAACGUAAAUUACGAAUUUUCAUCUCAAAUACUUUUUUCCCCGGUAAACAUGAAGUAGAUGGAAAUGGGGAAGAGUUACAUGUUCCUUCAUGGGAGUUGAGAGUUGAAGGUCGAUUGUUGGAUGAUCAAAAUACUCCUAAAAUAGAUCAGAGUAAAAUCAAGAGGAAAUUUUCCUCCUUCUUCAAAUCUUUGGUGAUCGAAUUGGACAAAGAUCUUUAUGGUCCAGAUAAUCAUCUUGUUGAAUGGCAUCGAACACCAAACACAACGGAAACCGAUGGUUUCCAAGUUAAGAGACCAGGCAACAAGAAUGUUCGAUGUACCAUUUUACUUCUUCUCGAUUAUCAACCGUUACAAUUUCGAUUGGAUCCUCGAUUAGCCCGUUUACUGGGUAUUCACACACAAACACGACCAGUUAUCAUAAAUGCUCUUUGGCAGUACAUUAAAACGCAUAAAUUACAAGAUGCUCAUGAAAGAGAGUUUAUCAAUUGUGACAAAUAUUUAGAGCAAAUAUUUCAAUGUGCAAGAAUGAAAUUUGCCGAAAUCCCUUCCCGAUUACAUACACUUCUUCAUCCUCCCGAUCCAAUUGUUAUCAAUCAUUUGAUUAGUGUUGAAGGACCAGAGACCAAGAAAACUUCUUGCUACGAUAUUGAUGUGGAAGUUGAUGAUCCGUUGAAAGUUCAAAUGAAUAAUUUUAUUGUUUCCACACACAAUCAACAAGACAUACAAAAUUUGGACAACAAGAUUCAUGAAACGGUGGAAACAAUUAACCAAUUGAAAACAAAUAGAGAAUUUUUCUUGUCAUUUGCUAAAGAUCCACAACAAUUUAUACAUAAAUGGUUACUUUCUCAAAUGCGUGAUCUCAAGACAAUGACUGAUCAAGCUGGUAAUCCAGAAGAGGAGAGACGAUCAGACUUUUUCUUCCAACCCUGGACACAAGAAGCUGUUUGUCGUUACUUUUAUGGUAAAGUUCAAUUAAGAAGAGCUGAACUUGAACAAGCAUUAGGAAUAAGAAAUGCUUAACAUCAUUAACUAAUUACAAAAACAAGCUUCAUCUUCAUUAGAUAAUUUAUACAUAACCACUUCAUCAGAAUUGAAACCUUGUAUCAUCUUUUAAAUUAGCAUUUCAUUUCUUUGUUUCAUUGUGACUUCACCAUUUUAUAUUUGUGAAUAAAAGAUUAAAGUAAUUACUAUAUUA
Panonychus citri (citrus red mite) is the source of this 2381-nucleotide messenger RNA. Its product is annotated as brahma-associated protein of 60 kDa-like. The record is from RefSeq and is a predicted model, not a curated record. The transcript is spliced from 2 exons. NCBI's taxonomy places the organism in Eukaryota, Metazoa, Arthropoda, Arachnida, Trombidiformes, Tetranychidae. Gene Ontology annotation, biological process: regulation of transcription by RNA polymerase II. Bases 152 to 2206 code for a protein of 684 amino acids. Gene Ontology annotation, cellular component: nucleus; SWI/SNF complex.